CACAGUGUCAAAUAUCAUCUCGCUAUGCGGCUUGGUUUUGUUCUUCCAUGACAGAAGUUGGUGCGGCAACACUGCAUACGUAUGAAGCAAAAAAUUUAAACAUAACCUAAACUUUCAAAUAAGCUCGGAUCUAAAAGAGCUUGAAGAGUAUAUUUUUAAAAAUAGUUUUAAAACCAAUAUCAAUAUUUAUUUUAAAUGAAAUUCUUCUGUAGGUGGAGCCUUUUUAAAAUGUUGAAAUUGUUUAUUACUCUUUUAAACCAUUCAAAAAUAUCACUUCCUUAAACUAUUCGUCUUCAUUUAUAUAUGGGUCAUUACAUAAUUUUAAUAGUCAAUUAUAGAUGAGAUGGACGAAUUAAUGUUUAGAAGUUCUCAAAGAAUUGAACAUUUUCAGGUUCAAAGCCGUUUACUUGCUGUUAAUGUGAAAGAGGGAUUAAUUAUCUAUAUUAACGAAGGAAAACUCUUAAUUCAUAAAAUAUGGAGUAGCCCACAUCUAGAUAAUUUUAGAAUUAACUUGAAAGAAAGUACAUUAAGAACUAUCUCAUUUAGUAGAGAAUUAAAGGUCAAAAUAAUAAAUAUUGUAAAUCCUAAACAAAUAUAUAUCGCAUUGCUGAAUGUAUUUGGUAAAAAAUGGACUACACGAGAUAUUUGCUUUGCUUGUGGUGGUUUAAUAAUAGGUGGUAUAAUUGGAUUUUCAAUAGGUCUAGCUGUUAAAAGAAGAGAACCUAUUUUACGAUACAUGCAGGCCAUUCACUGUACUAACUAUAUGGGACCAGAGUCUAUCACUGUUGUAGAAGAUGCAUUUGCUCCAUACAAAUGCACGGAUUACAACGUUUUGGUCAAUGUAAAGGCAGCAUCAGUCCAGUUGGUCGAUAUUCAAAUAUGCCAUGGUUAUGGAAGAAAUUUGAGACGAAUUUUACAGAGGAUGUAUUCACAAUCGAACGCUGACAUGCCCAUUAUAUUAGGUAGAGACUGCACCGGUAUUAUUACUGACAUUGGUUCGAAAGUAACAAGAUUAGAGGUUGGGGAUGAAGUUUGGCUAACGGUACCGUUUUGGGCCCAAGGAACUCUCUGUCAAUCAGUAUUAAUUCAAGAAAAUCGCGUCGCUAGGAAACCAAAAAAUGUGGGAUUUGAAGGAGCCACUAGUCUUCCGUACUCGGGCAGUUUAGCUUUAUCGACGUUGAUAGAGGCUCGGUUAGAUUCUAUGAAUGCAGAAGGAAAAAAAAUUCUUGUACAUGGAGGUUGCACACCAGUAGGAUGUGUACUUGUCCAACUUCUCAGUCAAUGGAAAGCUUCAGUAACCGUCACAUGUUAUAGACGGGCCCUGCCUGUAGUGCACGCCCUUGGGGCUGCAGAUGCGAUCGUUAUACCUGAAGACUUUACUCCUAGCGAUAAAUUCGAUUCUGAAAUCAAUGUUCAAGAACAAAACGAAGUGAUUUUAAAAGAAUUGGAAAACAGAGGAGACAGUUUUGACGUUAUCAUUCAGACGGAAAGAUAUUUCGAAUUGACGAAUAAGGAAUUGAGUCAAUUCCUUAAGAUCGAUGGUACUAUAUUUUCUACGUUACCGCCUGAAAUUGAAUCCGACUCGAACGGGACGUUUAGUAAUUUUUUGUUGUGGCUCUAUGUGAAUUUAAGAUAUAAAUUACAGAGCUUAUUAGGAUUGCCGAUUAAUACAUAUGACGAAACCCACUUGUGCUCUGUUACUUUAGACAAACUAUCGCAGUUAGUUGAAGAUGGUUAUCUGCAAACGGUCGUCGACAAAAUUUUUCAACCUCAAGAUAUAGAAAUAGCUAUUAACCAUGUACAGAGUCCUCUUUCUAUUGGUAGCACAAUUAUUACGUUUCGAUAAACCAGAUUAGUUACCGGAAUAAUAUCAAAGUCACUGCCUUUAUACUUAAAAAAAUAUAUCUGAAUCUGUUAAUAGCUAAAAAACAAGUUAAGGAGUUGACUGAAUAAGUCAAAAUAUGACGGAAAAUUUAAGAAUUGUUAGGUUAUUAGUAAUAGUGGUGAUUUGAAAGUUUUUAUAUGUUGUUUUGACGUCUGUUAUGGUAUGGUGAGUUUAAAUGAGUAGUAUUAUGAAAAGACCCGUCAAAUUCAGUUUUUUUUUACAAAUUCUUACAAAAAUAGUAAUUUUUUUUCAAUUAAUAGUUAAGUUUCUAUAAAAAUAAAUCUAAGAUUGACGGGUUAUUGCAUAAUUGCUUAAAUACAGAAAAUAUAUAAUUUAGGCCAAUAACUAAUAUAACCUUGAUAAAAUAUACAAGUCUUAUUUAUAUGGUGCUAUGAUGACAAUUUAUUGACUGUAUUUUUUUAUUGAAAAUAUAUGUAUUGAUUUAUUUAA
Molecule: messenger RNA, 2335 nt
Organism: Psylliodes chrysocephalus
Lineage: Eukaryota; Metazoa; Arthropoda; Insecta; Coleoptera; Chrysomelidae
Source: the annotation of a GenBank genome assembly